GUCCCAGAACAAGAGCAGUUCCAGGAACAAGUUUCGCCUCUCUUCUGGUGCUAAGAGGAAAAGCACAUGGAAGCCUACACUGGACCUAAGAGGGGCUGAAUGUCAGAGUCUUCAGGAUGGAGUCAAUCAGAUCCAUAUCUCAAGCAAUCUGGAAUGA
Molecule: messenger RNA, 157 nt
Organism: Pelobates cultripes (western spadefoot toad)
Lineage: Eukaryota; Metazoa; Chordata; Amphibia; Anura; Pelobatidae
Source: the annotation of a GenBank genome assembly